This is a messenger RNA of Ylistrum balloti, 4022 nucleotides long. RefSeq names its product ribose-phosphate pyrophosphokinase 1. Gene Ontology annotation, molecular function: ribose phosphate diphosphokinase activity; magnesium ion binding. The transcript has 7 exons. The record is from RefSeq and is a predicted model, not a curated record. Bases 36 to 1037 code for a protein of 333 amino acids. NCBI's taxonomy places the organism in Eukaryota, Metazoa, Mollusca, Bivalvia, Pectinida, Pectinidae. Gene Ontology annotation, cellular component: ribose phosphate diphosphokinase complex; cytoplasm. Gene Ontology annotation, biological process: 5-phosphoribose 1-diphosphate biosynthetic process; purine nucleotide biosynthetic process; ribonucleoside monophosphate biosynthetic process.
UCAAUAUUGCACCACAUGUUGGACAAGGAUCUCGAAUGCCUGCUACUCGACCAUCGUCAGCUUUAGGGAACUACACGAGGAUGCCAAACAUCAAAGUAUUUAGUGGCAGCUCUCACACGGACCUUGCCCAGAAGAUAUGUGACCGUCUUGGUAUAGAACCAGGAAAAGUUGUCACAAAAAAAUUCAGCAAUGGAGAAUGUUGCGUGGAGAUUGGGGAGUCUGUACGAGGGGAGGAUGUGUACAUUGUACAAAGUGGCUGUGAUGAGGUCAAUGAUAUGCUAAUGGAACUUCUCAUUAUGAUCAAUGCCUGUAAGAUCGCCUCAGCCUGUCGUGUGUCAGCAGUCAUCCCAUGUUUCCCCUAUGCCAGACAGGAUAAAAAGGAUAAGAGUCGAGCCCCAAUCUCUGCCAAACUUGUUGCAAACAUGUUAUCAACAGCAGGUGCUGACCAUAUCAUCACCAUGGAUCUCCAUGCUUCACAAAUUCAGGGUUUUUUUGAUAUUCCUGUUGACAAUCUGUAUGCUGAGCCAGCUGUUCUGAAAUGGAUCAAAGACAACAUCCAGGAAUGGAGAAACAGCUGCAUUGUCUCCCCUGAUGCAGGGGGUGCUAAAAGGGUGACAUCUAUCGCUGAUCGUCUCAAUGUAGACUUUGCUCUCAUCCACAAGGAACGCAAGAAAGCUAAUGAAGUAGCAUCCAUGGUUCUUGUGGGUGAUGUAAAGGAGCGCAUUGCCAUCUUGGUGGAUGACAUGGCUGACACCUGUGGAACUGUCUGUCAUGCUGCAGAAAAACUAUUAGAAGCUGGUGCAACAAAAGUAUAUGCAGUCUGUACACAUGGAAUAUUCUCUGGUCCUGCAAUAUCUCGUAUCAACAACUCCAUGUUUGAAGCCAUGGUAGUCACCAAUACCAUUCCUCAGGAAGAGAGAAUGAAGAAUGCCCCAAAGAUUCAGUGUAUUGAUAUUUCCAUGAUGCUCGCUGAAGCGAUUCGAAGGACUCACAACGGUGAGAGUGUCUCCUACCUCUUUACUCAUGUUCCACUCUGAUGACAAGUCUUUAAAGCUUUCUGAGUAGAUCUUUAUGGACAAUAACUAAACUGAAAAUGAACUGAUGAAGCUAUCAUUGAUGUCAAGACGGACGCAGAUGAAGCAUUGCCAGUAAAAAUUGACACAAGAUCCCUGAAAAGACAAUAUUCUAUAGAUAUUAUAUGUAACAGUAUUGUGUUUUGUUUAACUUUAUUGAAGCAGCAGAUGUUGAUAGGUUGUAAGUCUCAGCUUUAAACCUUUAUGUAGAGUCUGUAGUGUUAAUGCUGUAUAUUAUGACUGUGUAUAUAACAAUGAUAGUGUUAGUGGUGGUCAGGAGAUCAUUAUCUACACAAUCUUUUUUCUUAUGAUAAUCUUUAGUCAUUAUUGUCAGAGAUAAUUCAGAGAAACACUGAUUUUAUGUUAAGUGCCACAUUAAUUAAGUAUUUUCAUUUACAAAAGUAUUCUCAUUUUUAAGUCCUUGUAGAUACAAAGAGAAUAUACUUUUAUUAAGGUUUUAGAUUAAAACCUGUCUGUAGUGACCACUAUAGAGUGGUAGUAGAAAAUGAACCUAUAGAAAGAGUAGUUAUAUAAAGAUGGACAUGAGGGCAAGUUUGAAAGUAGAUAUUGGUCCCAAUAGACAAGGAAUAAUUGUAUAAAUGAGGCAUUGAAAUGACGAGUAAAUCUCUUCUCCCAUAAUAACUUACCUGGAUGCAAUUUUACUCAGCAAAACAUUGUGUUUAAAUGUCCUGUGUAACAGGUUGUGUGUACUGUCAGUAUAAAACUGACACUAAAGCUGUAUGCAAGUUUUUCUGCCAUUAUUAGUCCCUUUUGUUCAAGUUAGUUGGAAUUUUAAAUAAAGAUGAAAAUCCCAACCACGUAUAGCUCUCUAUAAUAGUAAUAAGGAAGUGGUGAAAACUGUCUACAAUGGGAUAAGAAAACUAUUCAUUUUACUAUUUUGGCUAACCAAAGAUAUUGUAUAUACAACUUUACCUGAGUAUCACCCAGCUGAAUCCCAAAGAUCUGUCAAAGAUAUGGCUCUUGUUAAGUUCCUCCUAGAAUGUUGUCACGUCAUGACCGCCAUUUCUUUCUGUUUUAAUCAUUGUAAAUUUCAGUUUUUCUGUUCCGUCAUUAAUGUGCUACAUGUAGUUUUUCUUGUCCUUAUAAGGGAGAUAACUAUCACUCUCCUACGUGAUAGUGUAUAAGUUAGAAAUACAUCAAAGGUGUUUGAAAGAGUGUGAAAGUGAUACCAUGUAAGAGAUAACUUAUCACUCCCUUGUGUGAUAGUAUACAACUGAUUAACAUGUGUGAAAUAUGUAUAUGUAUAAUUAUAAUGUGUAAUCAAUUUUGUUUUUUCUUGAAUUAAAUAAAAGAAUUAAUUAACAAAAAAGAUGAGAGUAUGUCGAUGCAAACUGAAUCUUUCUAAUGGAUCUACAUAUCUGACUUAAGAUAUAUUUCUGUGUAUCGGGGAUGUAUUUUCUAUGGAUCAUUGGAAACUUGUGUUUUGUGUAAUAGGGAUUAAUUUCUGAGGAUCUGAUGAUGUGUAUAUUUCGUGUAAAGGGGGAUGUAUUUUCUGUGGAUAUGUGGAAACUUUUGUUAUGUGUUUAGCGGACAUAUCAUUUGGGCAACAAAUUAAUUAAAAUUUUAUAAAAAGUUAUAUGAAAUUUAUAAGUUACAAAUCACAACAACUUGAAUGAUGGAAGAUCAUUUAUCUCUGAUAUACUAGCUAAUGAAAAUACAACUGUGUGUCUCCAAUGUGCGACACCACUAACUUGGAAUGGGGCUUUGGUAGCAGUACACAGUUUCUCGGUGUGGCUAUGGGUGAUAUUUUUGUUCAUUAGAUUACCCCAUUAUAAAGGUUUUACUAAAAAUUUAAAAAUAAAUCCUUGCUAAUAUUGGUCCAGUCAUGUAGAAGUGGACAAUGUGGGAAUUCAUUUUUUUCAGAGUAAUGUUUUAGCUUUGUGUUGGGCAGUCUCGAAUCUUUGUCUACGCACCAAAAAUCAGCUUUACAGGAAGUGAAAUUUUCAUAGUGUUUGCAUGUGGUCAUGUUAUGAAGGAUUUCGAGUUAGAUUUUGCUGAAAUGUAAGUAGUUUGUUACUAUGACAGUGUUGUUGAUUUUGAGACAGGUGUUUAGAAAUUAAUUUCUUCUAUAAAGUUGAAUUGUUAGGUUGGAAUAAGCAAUAUUUUUGCAUUUUUAGUAUUUUUCAGUAAGUAACACUGGCAAUCACAUGUCAGAAAUUUACACAAAUUUUAUCUCUCUGCUAUUAAUUGUUAUGUAGUUUAUAAAUAUAUAUACAUGUAAUGAUGUAUUUUUCAUAACAAGCUGCUAUACCUGUAUAUCUCAAACAUUACCAAUAAUUUCAGGAAAAAUGCAAAUUUACUGUUUCCUGCUACCUUUGGUGGACAGUGAUACAGACUUCUGAUCUCACCAAACUGAUGAAAUUUUUGUGGUUUGAAGAUAUAACUUGAGAUGUUUUCGUGAUCCAAAUUCUCAUACAUUUAUUAUGUAGAUCAGUGUAAACAAUUCCUCUUUAUUUUUGCAUUUGCCAGUUAAGUAGCAGUGAUAAAUUCAAAUUGUGUUUUUUUUUUUUGCUGAACAUCAGUUAUCUGUUUAGAAGUACAGCCAUACAGUUGUCUCUAAUACUGAUACAUAACAAUUUCAUAGACACUAUGUCCAUGACAAUUUUUACUAAAAUGUGAAGCCUGUCAUGAUAAAUCCUAUAUUAAGUUGGAUUAGACCAUGUGUCAUUAUUUAUGGAUGUCAACACAGUCGGUAGUAAGUCACAGAUUACUGUCUUAUUUUGUUACAUACACACGUAUACCGGUAACUAACUUUGGAAUGUUUUGUUUUAAUUUCCCUCUGUAACUCUGAUAAUUCAAACAUUGCAUUCCCGUCCAAUUUACAAUCCAAAAAACCUUUCAGUUCAAUUUUGAUUAAUCAGUACUAAAAAAAAUCAGUGUUUCAAAUUUUGUUGUUUGAAAAAAAAAAACAUUAAAAAAUCUAUCAAC